This is a messenger RNA of Didymodactylos carnosus, 873 nucleotides long. The record is from the annotation of a GenBank genome assembly. NCBI's taxonomy places the organism in Eukaryota, Metazoa, Rotifera, Eurotatoria, Philodinida, Philodinidae.
AUGUUCUGGUCUUGGAUCCUGACGCCGGAAUCAACGGCCUGGGUAUUUGUACUAUGCCAUUACUUUAGGCACCUAUUAAGAAAUGAAACAAUCAAAUAUCUUCAAAAUUCAUUGGUUAUUGUUACUGUGUGUGCUCGAAAUGUUGAUCAAUAUUUACCUUUAUUUCAGCAGAAAGUUACAGAAAUCGUAUCCAUCUUUAAAGAUUAUCAAAUUUUAAUUGGUGAGUCAGAUUCAACAGAUGAAACAUGGAACUAUUUAAAGCAAUGGGCACUCAUAGAUUCUCAUGUUACUAUUGAAACCUAUGGCGAAUUAUCGAAAAUAUAUUGUAGUCGAUCUGUACGCAUCGCUCAUUGUAGAAAUCGUUUAUUAGAUACAGCACGUAAAAAUGGCUGGCUUAGAGAAGCACCAUUUUAUCUCGUCAUGGAUGUUGAUGUAAAUGCAAAUAAUGUUUUAACGUUAAAAAAUUUCUUGACGAAUUUUGAAUAUCCAUUAGAACAAUGGGCUGUUAUGACAGCUACGCAAGAUACCAUCUAUUACGAUAUUUGGGCUUUGAGAUCACACUUUGUAGACUACGAUUGUUGGCAAAUGGUCGACAACCUUGCUAAUGCUGGCUACUGUCACUCAGCACUCGUUGAAAAGUUUGUUGGAAAUUUUCAAAAACCUAUUCCACAUGAGUAUGGUUUGAUUGAGGUUCAAUCAGCAUUUGGUGGAUUUGGAAUCUAUUCUACCAAAUAUUUAAAUAAUUGUGCAUAUUAUGCCUAUACGAAUUAUGAAAUAUGUGAACAUGUGACAUUUCAUCAGUGUAUAAAAGCUAAUGGUGGUAGAAUAUUUAUAAAUUCUAGAUUUAGAAAUGCAGGAACCUAUGAAACUUGA